CGGCCCCGGGCAUCCGGAGCGCUAAAGAGGACGGACCGCAGAGGUUGUCUGAAGGCCGAGGCCAAGAUGGCGGCGCUGUCAGCUCCUGGCCUGCGAGGCUUCUGGAUCCUUGGUCUGCGCUCCAGCGUGGGUGCAGCUGUGCAGGCACGAGGUGUCCAUCAGACCGUGGCUACCAAUGGGCCGAGCAGCACCCAGCCCGCCCUGCCGAAGCCCAGAGCCGUGGCUCCCAAACCCAGCAGCCGGGGGGAGUAUGUGGUGGCCAAGCUGGAUGACCUCGUCAAUUGGGCCCGCAGGAGCUCCCUGUGGCCCAUGACCUUUGGCCUGGCCUGCUGCGCCGUGGAGAUGAUGCACAUGGCCGCACCCCGCUAUGACAUGGACCGCUUCGGCGUGGUCUUCCGCGCCAGCCCGCGCCAGUCCGACGUGAUGAUCGUGGCCGGCACACUCACCAACAAGAUGGCCCCGGCGCUCCGCAAGGUCUACGACCAGAUGCCCGAGCCACGCUACGUGGUGUCCAUGGGGAGCUGUGCCAACGGCGGCGGCUACUACCACUACUCCUACUCGGUUGUGAGGGGCUGUGACCGCAUCGUGCCCGUGGACAUCUACGUCCCAGGCUGCCCACCCACGGCCGAGGCCCUGCUCUAUGGCAUCCUGCAGCUGCAGAAGAAGAUCAAGCGCGAGCGGAGGCUGCAGAUCUGGUACCGCAGGUAGCGCCCCCGCCGUCGGAGCCCCGCCUGGAGCCGUCCUGUCCCCCUUCUGUCCCGUGAGUUUGUCAAUAAACCCGCCCUUGGGCCUCCGCCUCCCA
Saimiri boliviensis boliviensis (Bolivian squirrel monkey) is the source of this 802-nucleotide messenger RNA. It is a transcript of the gene NDUFS7, whose product is annotated as NADH:ubiquinone oxidoreductase core subunit S7. The record is from RefSeq and is a predicted model, not a curated record. Gene Ontology annotation, molecular function: 4 iron, 4 sulfur cluster binding; quinone binding; NADH dehydrogenase (ubiquinone) activity. Gene Ontology annotation, biological process: mitochondrial respiratory chain complex I assembly; electron transport coupled proton transport; aerobic respiration. NCBI's taxonomy places the organism in Eukaryota, Metazoa, Chordata, Mammalia, Primates, Cebidae. Gene Ontology annotation, cellular component: respiratory chain complex I.